Brachypodium distachyon (stiff brome) is the source of this 1342-nucleotide messenger RNA. Its product is annotated as probable WRKY transcription factor 70. The transcript is spliced from 3 exons. The record is from RefSeq and is a predicted model, not a curated record. The coding region runs from base 146 to 1084 and encodes 312 amino acids. NCBI's taxonomy places the organism in Eukaryota, Viridiplantae, Streptophyta, Magnoliopsida, Poales, Poaceae. Gene Ontology annotation, molecular function: sequence-specific DNA binding; DNA-binding transcription factor activity. Gene Ontology annotation, biological process: regulation of DNA-templated transcription.
CCCCGGCAAUUAGGAAUUGCAGUUUGGAGUGUAGCAUGCAAAUGCAAACACCACACAAGCUUAAUUAACCCUACGGUAGCUUAUAGAAGUGCACGCCAGUUGCCUGCUGGUAUGUACACGCAGAGCGGCUAGCGGCGUGUGCUAUAUGUGCAUGGCGUCCUCUGGAGGCGCCGGGAGGGACGUGCCGGCGGAGAAGGCGGCGGCGGCCGUGAACGACCUGAUCGAGGUGCGCGAGGGCGCGGCCAGGCUCAAGAUCUUGCUGCAGGAGCAGUCGUCGGAGUGGACGGAGCUCAUCGACGAUAUGCUGGGUAAGCUGUCGAGCGCUUUGUCGGCGUUGGACACCGGCGGCGCCGCAGCCGGGGCGUCGUCGGCCGACGGGGUGAUCAGGCCGACGGCUGCAGGUGAGAGCUCGGGCGGGAGGACGAGGAGGCGCAUCUCCUACAGAAGAUCGCAACGCUCCUCCGGCAAACGAGUCACUGAUACGUUGGUCGAUGGUCACGUAUGGCGGAAAUAUGGGCAGAAGGAGAUCCAAAACUCACCCCAUCCAAGGAGCUACUACAGGUGCACGCACAAAUCAGACCAAGGCUGCAACGCCAAGAGGCAAGUCCAGGCCUGCGAGGCCGAUCCAUCCAAGUACGCCGUCACGUACUACGGCGAGCACACCUGCAGCGACUACCCAUCCUCCACCGCCCCGAUGAUCAUCGUGGCAGCCGCCGCCGACGAAGACGACGACAACCUUGCGAAUAACCUCGUCAGUUUCGCGCAGACUUUAUCUCCUCAUCAGUUGGCCAAGGAAGAAGGGGUAGUCGCCGCGAGCCGGAUGUCCUCCUCGUGGUGCACCACGAGCGCGGACGACGUGUUCAGCUCCUCGGCCGAUCCGUUCGUGCAGCUGGCGGCCGACGAGCUCGCCGCUGUCGUCGUGGGGUCGGCCGGGAGGACUAGCGACGCUGGCCUGCACGGUGGCGGCGGCGGAACGGCGGCCGGUACGGACAGCUUCGCGACGUCGUCGCCGAGCAGCCUCGGGUUCCGGGUGGGCUCGCUCGGUACCAUCGGAGACGACGACUUUUUCCUGUUCGAUCCAUGAGAUUUCAUAUUCACACAUGGAAUUAAUUCAAACGCCCGUAUGGUGAUUAAUUCCAUCGAUCACAACGUUUACUUGCACCGCAUGAUGCGUCAUGCAUGCAUGCAUGUAUGCCUGCAUGAUUCAUGCGCAUGUGCAGUAUUGUACAUAUAUAUACUUUGAUCCAUUUCUUGAAUUGGGAGCGAAGGAGGACUUUGCCAUCCCCUACUUAUGUGCUCCCUUCAAUCCAUAAUAAGUGUCGGAGAUAGCAUAGAGUGAAAA